Molecule: messenger RNA, 1101 nt
Organism: Diorhabda sublineata
Lineage: Eukaryota; Metazoa; Arthropoda; Insecta; Coleoptera; Chrysomelidae
Product: malate dehydrogenase-like
Exons: 7
Coding region: 1-1101 (366 amino acids)
Biological process (GO): tricarboxylic acid cycle; malate metabolic process
Cellular component (GO): cytoplasm
Molecular function (GO): L-malate dehydrogenase (NAD+) activity
Source: RefSeq, a predicted model, not a curated record
AUGUAUGAAAUGUUCCAAAUCGAACAUCAUGAAUUGAAAGAUAAAGUCAAAUAUAGUUUUUACUAUAUUUCAGAGAAAACUCCAGCUUAUCUUAUGGACGAACACAGAUUGAUGAAUGCAGCCAGUAAUAAUUACCAAGUUACUGUGAUUGGUGGAGCUGGCGGAAUCGGACAACCGCUGUCGAUGUUAUUGAAAAUCAACCGAAUGAUCACGAAACUACAUAUCUGUGAUAUAGCCAAAUUCAUCCCAGGAGUUGCUGUUGAUUUGUCUCAUAUUGAAACUCCUUCAGUAGUUAAGGGGUUCAAAAGCCCAGAGCAGUUGGGAGAUGCAUUGGAAGGUGCAGAUAUAGUUAUUAUGCCUGCAGGUGUUCCAAGGAAACCAGGUAUGACAAGAGACGAUCUUUUUAAAAUAAAUGCUGGACUGGUUAAAAGUAUAAUGGAACAAAUAGCAGCCUCAGCUCCGAAAGCACUGGUAGCAAUUAUCACGAAUCCUGUUAAUUCUGUUGUUCCUAUAGCUUGUGAAACAAUGAAAAAGGCAGGAGUAUUGGAUCCCAACCGUAUUUUUGGAGUUACAACUUUGGACACUGUUCGUGCUAAUACGUUUAUAGCCGAAGCUAAAGGACUUAAUCCGUAUGAGGUUAAAGUUCCAGUUAUAGGUGGACAUUCUGGCGUCACUAUUAUCCCACUUAUAUCUCGAACUACACCAAAAGUAUCUUUCAAUGAAGAAGAAAUUAAAAAAUUGACUGUCAGAAUACAAGAAGCGGGAUCAGAGGUUGUGGAGGCAAAAGCUGGAGCUGGCUCCGCUACACUUUCCAUGGCUUAUGCUGGCGUGAGGUUUGCAAAUUCUCUGCUUAGAGGCCUCUCUGGAGAGAAAAAUGUUAUAGAAUCAGCGUACGUUAUGUCGCAAGUUACAUCUUUACCAUAUUUCGCUACUCCUCUGGUUCUUGGAAAGUGUGGCAUUGAAAAAAACUUAGGAUUGGGAGAACUCAACUGCUUUGAAAAAAACCUGCUUGACAAAGCUAUAUCCGUACUUAAGAAAAAUAUUGAUGCAGGAAUUGAAUUUGCCAAUUUGCCAGAAUGCAAAAAAGAACAUAUGAGUUAA